Molecule: messenger RNA, 582 nt
Organism: Rasamsonia emersonii CBS 393.64
Lineage: Eukaryota; Fungi; Ascomycota; Eurotiomycetes; Eurotiales; Trichocomaceae
Exons: 1
Source: RefSeq, a predicted model, not a curated record
AUACGCCGAUGGCUUUGGCCUUGCCUGAGCGUUGCACUUCCUCCAUUGCCUUCCAGGCUGUUUGCAGAUUGGCGUCAUUUUGGGCGAAAUAGGGACUGUGGAUCAGAUAGCUGCACACACAUUGUUAGAAAAAAAGAAAUGGGGGUGCAAUGUCAGUGCCCAUCGUCAGAGAACCUACAGAUCAACAUAAUCGAGCUGGAGCUUCUUCAGACUGGUGUCGAUGGCUCAGGGCACAUCGUCAAUGGUCUCGACGACCUUUGUCGUGAUGAAAAGCUCCUCGCGGGGGACUCCGCAUUCUUUGAUAGCUACUCCGACUUCUGCCUCGGUCCCGUAGGCUUCGGCGCAAUCAAUGUGUCGGUAUCCCUGACGGAUUGCACUCUUCACCAUUUCAACCAGCUCCGGCACAAAAGAGCCGUUCAUGUCGUCCUUAUACCAUGCUGUUCCUGUGCCGAAUCUCAUCUAGCGGAGUUAGUCCAUGUUCCUUUUGUAGACAAUACAAUCAGGUCAAAUACCAUUGGGAUCGAGGUUCCAUCUCACAACAUCAAGGCGGGAAUAUUGGGAGUCAUGGUGCUAUGGUGGUAG